GUGGUCCUACUGCAGCAUAGAGAAGGGGGGGUUGGCAUGGGGCAAUGUUUGAGGCACCAGAUGCACUGGGAGGACCUGGAAGAAUACCAGGCCCUGACCUUCCUGACCAGGAAUGAAAUCCUGUGCAUCCAUGACACCUUCCUGAAGCUCUGUCCCCCUGGGAAGCACUACAAGGAGGCGACACUGACCACAGACCAGGUCAGCUCCCUGCCGGCCCUGAGGGUCAACCCUUUCAGAGACCGAAUCUGCAAAGUGUUCUCCCACGAUGAUGUGUUCUCCUUUGAGGAUGUCCUGGGUAUGGCAUCUGUUUUCAGUGAGCAGGCUUGCCCCAGCCUGAAGAUCGAGUAUGCCUUUCGCAUCUAUGAUUUUAACGAGAACGGCUUCAUUGACGACGAGGACCUACGGAAGGUUGUCCUCCGACUGCUCAACAGCGACGACGUGUCGGAGGACCUGCUGACCGACGUCACGAACCACAAUCUUAAUGCCCUUUCGGGGUCCCCAAGAGCAGGUGCCCGAGCCACCCACACUGCAGUCACUGCAGGCAGGUGGUCCAACGGAGGCUUAGCAUCAGAUGGACACAUCACAACGUCCCCUGGCCCACAUUAUCCCAGCACAACACAAUGCCCAGAUGUCCUACAGUGACAGCCCCCAGUGUGACAGGCCGUGAAAACAGCCUUGUGAAUCUGUUUGUCCUAAGACCAUGAGAACGUUCAAGUGCUUUUGGUCUAGGUCGAAACCAGAAGCAAAGAUAAAACCAGGAGGGGUCAUCACUGCCUCCUCGACCUGACUGGGCCCCUUGCCCUACAGAGCCCCUGCCUGUGUCUGGGUGACAGGUGGGGUGGGGGAAGCCACCCUGUUCGCCUCCGUGACCAUUUCUACUGCCACGUUUGUGUUAGAGGCACCAAGGGGACUCUUCCACAAUGAGACGAGCCCAUGAAGUCCCAGGCUUCAGCGCACAUAAGCUU
This is a messenger RNA of Prionailurus viverrinus (fishing cat), 965 nucleotides long. It is a transcript of the gene CIB4, whose product is annotated as calcium and integrin binding family member 4. The record is from RefSeq and is a predicted model, not a curated record. Gene Ontology annotation, molecular function: calcium ion binding. Lineage: Eukaryota; Metazoa; Chordata; Mammalia; Carnivora; Felidae. The transcript has 6 exons. Bases 37 to 642 code for a protein of 201 amino acids.